Molecule: messenger RNA, 738 nt
Organism: Anopheles stephensi (Asian malaria mosquito)
Lineage: Eukaryota; Metazoa; Arthropoda; Insecta; Diptera; Culicidae
Product: 40S ribosomal protein S14a
Exons: 1
Coding region: 155-613 (152 amino acids)
Biological process (GO): maturation of SSU-rRNA from tricistronic rRNA transcript (SSU-rRNA, 5.8S rRNA, LSU-rRNA); translation; ribosomal small subunit assembly
Cellular component (GO): cytosolic small ribosomal subunit; ribosome
Molecular function (GO): small ribosomal subunit rRNA binding; mRNA 5'-UTR binding; structural constituent of ribosome
Source: RefSeq, a predicted model, not a curated record
CCGGCCAAACAAACCAAAGCAUGAUGAAAAUAAAAUUCUUUCCUUUUUCCGCCACCAUCUAAUCGAACAACACCAAAACGUUCGGGGAAGCAUUUAAGUUUUGAGGAAAAUACACGCUCGCUGCUCGUAAUUCGGUCGGGUAUCAUCUUCAGCCAUGGCACCAUCGCGCAAGAACAAAGUAGUAAAGGAAGAGGUGCAGGUUUCGCUUGGACCACAGAUCCGCGACGGUGAGAUCGUGUUCGGCGUGGCACACAUCUACGCCAGCUUCAACGACACCUUCGUGCAUGUGACGGAUCUGUCCGGGAAGGAAACCAUCUCCCGGGUGACCGGUGGCAUGAAGGUAAAGGCGGAUCGUGACGAAGCUUCACCGUACGCCGCUAUGUUGGCCGCCCAGGAUGUGGCCGAAAAGUGCAAAUCGCUCGGCAUUACGGCGCUGCACAUCAAGCUCCGUGCGACCGGUGGUAACCGUACGAAGACACCCGGACCGGGUGCCCAGUCGGCCCUGCGCGCGCUGGCCCGUUCGUCGAUGAAGAUCGGUCGCAUCGAGGAUGUGACGCCGAUUCCUUCCGAUUCUACCCGCCGCAAGGGUGGUCGUCGUGGUCGUCGUUUGUAAGAAGUCGCAUCCUUUUUGCACUGUGUGGUGGUUAUUCGCUGGUCCGUCGGAUCCCCUGAUGAACGGUUGGCUGUACUGCGUUAAAGCAAAAGCAUAAUAAACGGCAAAUCAACCACAUACACAAA